AUGCAAAAAAUUGAAAUCAUCUUUGCAUUUAUCAUGAGUUUUACAAUGAUGGUUGUUGCAACGAACUUAAAUAGUACACAAAAAAAAGCAGGUGUUGACUGGUUUGUUUUAGCUAAAGGUAAUGCAAGAUAUAUUGUAGCUGGCGUUUUUAAGAUUCUAACUCUUGGUGGUUUUGGAAUUUGGUGGUUAGUCGAUGUAAUACGGAUUGGAGUUAAUAAAUUCAAUGAUGGCAACGGUGCUCCGUUGAAGCCUUGGUGA
Rotaria sordida is the source of this 258-nucleotide messenger RNA. The record is from the annotation of a GenBank genome assembly. NCBI's taxonomy places the organism in Eukaryota, Metazoa, Rotifera, Eurotatoria, Philodinida, Philodinidae.